This is a messenger RNA of Elaeis guineensis (African oil palm), 3730 nucleotides long. RefSeq lists its product as uncharacterized. NCBI's taxonomy places the organism in Eukaryota, Viridiplantae, Streptophyta, Magnoliopsida, Arecales, Arecaceae. The record is from RefSeq and is a predicted model, not a curated record. Gene Ontology annotation, biological process: protein transport.
UUAGAUAGCAUAUCACAAGUUUCUGGUUCUCGUCUUGUCGCAAGAAAUGAAUAAAGCGAGGAGGAACAUCGAAUCACGCCCAGCGGAAAAAGCGUCCCCCGCGCGCUGUCGUUCUCUCUCUUCUUCCAGUCCUCCGAAGGAAAAAAAAAAAGAAAUCAAAAUAACUAAAUCCGAUUCGAUCAAAAGGAAGAGCAGAGCCCUGAUUAUUUCCUGUCUCCUUUCUCCAAUUGAUUGAAUUCGGGAGCGCGAUGCACGCCAAAUCAAAGAUUUCGGAUAUGCUCCCCAGAAGCUUCAAGGCGGCGAAGUGCAAGACGUCGCUGAAGCUUGCGGUGGCUCGAAUAAAGCUUUUGAAAAACAAGAGAGAGGUUUCAUUGAAGCAGAUGAGGCGGGAUUUGGCCCAGCUUCUGGAGUCCGGCCAGGAACAGACCGCUCGGAUCCGGGUUGAACAUGUGAUAAGGGAAGAGAAGAUAAUGUCAGCAUAUGAUCUCAUCGAGAUAUACUGUGAACUUAUUGUGGCACGCUUGCCAAUAAUCGAGUCACAAAAGAGCUGCCCCAUUGAUCUAAAAGAGGCCAUAGCUAGCAUUGUUUUUGCAUCUCUGAGAUGUGCAGACAUACCAGAGCUUAUGGAAAUUCGCAAGCAUUUUUUAGCAAAAUAUGGGAAAGAGUUCAUUACUGCAGCUCUUGAAGUUCGACCAGAAUGCGGUGUUAGCCGUAUGGUGGUUGAGAAACUGUCUGCAAGGGCACCUGAUGUUGAGACGAAAAUCAAGACCUUGACUGCAAUUGCCCAAGAACAUAACUGCAAAUGGGAUCCAAAAGCAUUUCAGGAGCAGAUUCAGAAGCCUAAUGAUGAUCUGCUGAAUGGCCCUACUACUUUUACCGGUGCUUACAAGAUGACAAUGGAAUUCCCUAGUAUCAAUCCAGGCCAAAAGAAUGAAUCAAUUAGGAACAUGUCUGACAAUGUUGUGACCAGCAAAUCAGACAAUUUCAAGACAAUGCCUCAUGAAAACACCAACACUUCUAGUACGUCAGUAUCUGUUACUAAUCAAUCUAGUCCAAGAACUUCAGAAAAUAGAUCUGGAGGGGAAGAAUUCAAAUUUUCAUAUUCUAAGAAAGGUAGUGCCUUAAGUCCGUCAAAUUGGCAUAUGGAAUUUAAGGAUGCAACUUCUGCCGCUCAGGCAGCUGCAGAAUCUGCAGAAAUGGCUAGCAUGGCUGCUAGAGCUGCUGCUGAACUUGCAAGCCAGGGCAGUAUUUCUAGACAAAAUUCUUCUGGGUCACAGAAAUCGAUUGUGCAUGGGAUCAGAGAUGUGCCUGGCAUGGUAAAAUGCUCGAGGCUGGAAGAUAAGAACCCUGUCAUGGAGUCUGUAACAAUGGAGGAGAGUGAAAGGAAAAGCUUCCAAGGAAUGAAACCAGAGAUACAUAAACCACAAGUGGUACAAGCUAACACUAUGAGAGAUGCUGACUACGUUUAUGAUGGCCAUGGAACUGUUGGCAAUAUAUCAUCGAGUAGAUCUCUGUCUCAUUCAAGCACCUCUUCAAUCAUUGAUGAUGUUUCAGAGGUCGAUCUUCAAAAAGUUGAUACAGAAUCAUACAGUUAUACUCCAAAAACGUUCUCAAAUGCAGAAUAUGCAGUUCAGCAUCAGAAGAGUGAGAAAGUUAAGCAUGCUGAUGUUGGUUCAGGGAAUGUAAAAGAAAGCAAAUCAACCUCUUUUCACCAUACUAAUGCUUCCGAUGGUGAUACCAUUUGGGAUAAUCCUGAUAAUACUUCAAUAUGUGAUUCCAAUGCUGCAGUCUUUGAUGACUAUGGUUCUGAUACUGAUGAUUAUUCAGUACUAGUGAGUAACAACAGAGAAAACUUGUUGGAUUCGUUUAUGCCACAACAGUCUAUGGAACCUUGGAGUCCUGAGCAGCAAAAAUGUGAAUCCCUGGUUACUAGUGCCAGAUCACCUUUUGUGACAGAACCCCGUCCCACAGAGUAUUCAGAAACAAUCACUAAAUGUACCCUUCCAACACAGUCCAAUGAUGAUAUGCCUCCAGCUUAUGACUCGGAUGGCCUCAGCUCUAUGGGUGAUGAUGAGAAAGACCGCUCCACAUGUACAGAAGUCAUGCAACCUAGCAAUUUGCUUCAUUUCCAGAGAGGCUCCACACAAGGCUUACCAUCAGCAGGAUCUAAUAACGAAACAACUUACUUUAAUGGGAAGAAAGAUGUUGAAGGAGCUAAAAUAGAUUCUCUCUUAUCUUUCCCUGGUUUUAAUGAGAAAAGCCAUGAAGAAGAACUGAGUUGUAAUAAAUAUUGGAAAAGUUCUGGUUUCAGUGAGCGCAGAAACCACCCAUCUCCGAGAUAUGAGAGGAACCUUGAUUCAGAUUCAUCAGUGAAUCAGGGUGAAACGAAGGACAAGUUUGGAAUGGCGUCAUCACAUUCUGGUAUUAAAGAUUCUGAACUUUCAGAUGAGAGCCAUAAAAGUGGGCAAGAACUGAACUCGGGAAGGUUAACUGGUGGAUUUAAAAACAGAGGUUAUCAUCGUCCACCUUAUGUAAGGAGCCCCUUGGUUGAUGCUUCACUCCCAUCAAAGCAAGCGUCAGAUGCUUCACUCCCAUCAAAGCACGCCUCAGAUGAUUCACCUUCUGCUACUAAGAAACCUGUUGUCUCCAAUGUGGAUGAUUCAUCCGCAAGCACUGAGGUCCCUGUUCUGACACGAUACAGGAAAGAUUACAAAGAGUCCAGCUUAAGAUUCCCCAUAACAGAUUUCAAUCCAAAUAUCAAGGAACAGGAACACCAUAUUGUCGGAAAUAGACAUCUCAGAGAUAGUUCUUCCACUCCACCAGAACAAGCCCCAGAUGUUUCACCCAUUAUUGAGGAAUCAACGGUUUCCCACCCGAGCAAGUUAUUGUUAACUUCUAAUGUCCCCAAGCAGGAGAUGUAUGACCACAACGUGCUCAUGAAGGCAUAUACUGAAUCAAGCACCAGUGUGCCAAUGAACUACUUGGACAAUAACGAGGAAGAAGAUUCAGAGUCAUGCCAUUCUGUCGCAAGGAGAGGCAAAGCAGAUGCAAAGCCUUCUCGCUGGACAAGAUAUAUACCAUCAGAGAGUCAAAGAGGUAGUCUUUCCAGAACUAUUGAUCGACCUGAACUGACAGCCAUCUCAAAUAUAGAAUAUAAGGGCUCUCAAUCAAGUUCUUAUGCAGCUGAAUCUUUUUCCAACACAAGAAUCCAUGCGGGAAACUUGGUUGGAAAAGAGAGUUCUAGGUCUCUGCAACCAAAUUCAUCAGCUCAACAAUCUUCAGUGACACCUUUAAGGACUGAAUCUUCAACCGUCCAGGGAAGUCCGAAGACAUCGCAUCGUGACUCGGUACAAUCUGUAAUUCCAGAAAAUGAUGCAAACUUAAAGAUACCAAGUUCGAGCAGGGAAAAAACUUCACAUGGGAGCUCACAUAAAAAUGCUUCUCAUGUGCACCCAAAACUUCCCGACUAUGAGUCCAUCAUGGCUCAUUUUCAGUCACUUAGAUCGAAUCGAGCCUAACUGCAGGUUUUGCAUUUUCUUUCCCCUUUUUAUUGCACGUAUAUGGAGCUUGUGGCAAUAAAUAUGUGAUCCAUCUUUGAACUUAAAAUUUCACGGGUAUAUGUUUAAUAAUCUAGCAAAUGUAAGUUCAUACAAUUUUUCAGGAGUCAUUUGUGAUCGACUCUUGUGAUUUUAGCGAUAUAGAAAUAUUAUACAACACAUGAAUUUAGCUU